GGCCCCGCCCCCUCCGCGCUGGCAGUGGCGGCAGUGCCGAGGAGCGGCCGCCAGAGGCAGCAGCCGCCGCGCCACCAGCAGCCGCCGGCGGGGGGCGCAGCGGCGCCCAUGGGGAAGGCGGCCGGAGCAGCAGCAGCAGCCGCGACGUCGUGCAGCGCCGGCCCCCGCGGGCUGGUCUCCCUGCUCAGCGGCGCCGUGCCCUGCCUGGCCUGCCAGCAGCCCCCGCCGCCGCCUCCGCUGCCGCCCCCGGUCGCCAUGAGCCUGGCGGGGGCGCUCCUCGAGGGCCCCGCCGCGCCCCCCGCCGCCCCCUGCGCCGGCUCGGACACCUACAAGGGCUGGCUCUUCAAGUGGACCAACUACCUGAAGGGCUACCAGCGCCGCUGGUUCGUCCUCAGCAACGGGCUGCUCAGCUACUACAGGACUCAAGCUGAAAUGGCUCACACCUGCCGAGGAACCAUCAACCUGUCAACGGCUCACAUUGACACAGAGGACUCCUGUAACAUUGUGCUUUCCAACGGGGGAAGGACAUACCACCUAAAGGCUGCCUCAGAAGUGGAACGGCAGCGGUGGGUCACUGCUCUGGAGCUGGCUAAGGCCAAAGCCAUCCGUAUGAGGAACAACCAGUCAGACGACUCGGGCGAUGAGGAGCCCGCCUCGCAGUCUGACAAGAGUGAACUGCACUGCACUCUGAAAAACCUCUCGAGUAAGCUGGAGGAUCUCAGCACCUGCAACGACCUCAUUGCCAAGCACGGGGCGGCUCUCCAGAGGUCCCUGAGUGAGCUGGAGAACCUGAAGCUGCCUGCCGAGAGCGGGGAGAAGAUCAAGGCCGUCAACGAGCGCGCCACCCUCUUCCGGAUCACUUCCAAUGCUAUGAUCAAUGCCUGCCGGGACUUCCUGGAGUUAGCCGAGACCCACAGCCGGAAGUGGCAGCGAGCCCUCCAGUAUGAGCGGGAGCAGCGGAUCCGCCUCGAGGAGACCAUUGAGCAGCUAGCCAGGCAGCACAACAGCUUGGAGCGGGCCUGCCGGGGAGCGCCCGGCCUCGCCUCGAAUCCCGUCAGCCACGUACCCAAAGCCGGGAACGUGCAGUCCGCAAAAGGGGAAGCCAGUGAUGAAGAUGAGGAGACGGAGUACUUCGAUGCCAUGGAGGACACCCCAGCUUUCAUCACAGUAGCCGCAGAUCCCUCCAAACAUCUCAGGCGCACCGGCAGCAACCUGAGCGGGGCCAGCGAGGGCCGUGCCGAUGACUGGACCCUGGAGGACAGCGUCUUCGAGUGCUCCCCUCAAAGCCACUUCGACCCUUCGUGCAGAGAUGCCACCCUCAAGAAGAGGAGACGCUGCCGCAUCCCGGACAAGCCCAACUACAGCCUUAACCUCUGGAGCAUCAUGAAGAACUGCAUUGGCAAAGAACUGUCCAAGAUCCCGAUGCCCGUCAACUUCAACGAGCCGCUGUCCAUGCUGCAGAGGCUGACGGAGGACCUGGAGUACCACGAGCUGCUGGACAAAGCCGUCAAGUGUGAGAGCUCGGUGGAGCAGAUGUGUUUCGUGGCCGCCUUCUCCGUGUCUUCCUACUCGACGACGGUCCACCGGACGGCCAAGCCGUUCAACCCACUCCUGGGCGAGACCUACGAACUGGACCGCCUGGAGGAGCUGGGCUUCCGUUCGCUCUGUGAGCAGGUCAGCCACCAUCCACCAGCUGCUGCCCAUCACGUCUAUUCCAAACGAGGCUGGACGCUCUGGCAAGAAAUCACCAUCGCGAGCAAGUUUCGGGGCAAAUACCUCUCCAUCAUGCCUCUGGGAGCCAUCCACCUGGAAUUCCACUCCAGCGGUAAUCACUAUGUCUGGAAGAAGGUGACCUCCACCGUCCACAACAUCAUUGUGGGCAAGCUCUGGAUCGACCAGUCUGGUGACAUAGAAAUCAUCAACUAUAAAUCACAAGACAAAUGCCAGCUGAAAUUCACCCCCUACAGCUAUUUCUCCAGAGAUAUCCCCCGAAAGGUGGCGGGCGUCGUCCUGGAUGCUGACGGCAAGGCGCAUUAUGUCCUGUCGGGCACGUGGGAUGAGAAGAUGGAGUGCUCCAAGAUCGUCCACAGCUCUCGCAGCAGCACCAGCUCAGAGGGCAAGCUGCAGAAGACGGUCUACCAGACGCUGGCCCCCAAGGUGCUGUGGAAGAAAUACCCCCUUCCGGAGAACGCUGAAAACAUGUACCACUUCUCCAACCUGGCUCUGACCCUGAAUGAGCAGGAGGAAGGCACGGCCCCCACGGACAGCCGGAUGAGGCCCGACCAGCGGCUCAUGGAGAACGGCAAGUGGGACGACGCCAACGUGGAGAAGCAGAGGCUGGAAGAGAAGCAACGGGCGGUGCGGCGCCGCCGGGAAGCCGAGGCGGUGGAGGCCCUGGAGGAAGGUGAGGGCAAGGACUUCGAAGGCUACAUCCCGCUCUGGUUUGAAAGGAAGCUAGACCCAAUGACAGGGGAGCUGAUUUGUGUUUACAAGGGCGGAUACUGGGAAGCCAAGGAGAAGCAGGACUGGAGCAUGUGCCCCGACAUCUUCUGAGGUGCCCUCUCUCCUCCCCCCUCCCACCGCCCCAUCCUGCCGUGGGACUGAAGAGCCAGCAGUUCCAGCGAUCUGGGCCGCGUCCCAAGACAAACACUUCAGAGAAACACAACAGAGUUUCUAUCAACCCAGGAAUUUUGAGAAAGCGAAACAAGACAAACCAAACAGGGACUCCAAACCUAUUUUUAUGCACUAAUAAAAAGGCAUUUGAUUUUU
Messenger RNA from Hemicordylus capensis (graceful crag lizard), 2769 nucleotides. It is a transcript of the gene OSBP2, whose product is annotated as oxysterol binding protein 2. The record is from RefSeq and is a predicted model, not a curated record. The coding region runs from base 109 to 2553 and encodes 814 amino acids. The transcript is spliced from 14 exons. Gene Ontology annotation, molecular function: cholesterol binding. Lineage: Eukaryota; Metazoa; Chordata; Lepidosauria; Squamata; Cordylidae. Gene Ontology annotation, cellular component: cytosol; intracellular membrane-bounded organelle; membrane.